CAGAUUUGAGGUUUUGUCCAGUUUUGGUUCCUGACUCCAGGUAAAGGCACAGAGUCUGUUUAACAGCAGCUCAGGUCUGAGGAUCAGGUCCAUGUGUGACCCAGCCCAAUGACACAGAUGACCUUUAACCUGUGACCUGGGUCUAGUUUGAUGUGACCUGGGUCUAGUUUGCUGUUAGGUUUCGUUUCCACUCAAACGUGUCCAAAGGGCGUUCCAACAGAGAAGUGAAAGUGAAACAAGUGUCUGACUUGUUCGACUUUGUCGAUGGUUGUGCUGUUGUGUUAUCGUCGUUUCAGACUCUUUUUGUUGAGGAUGUGGAGGUGGGCGAGGAGCCGCUCCUUUCUGGACGGAGUUAAACAUGUUUCCUCUUGGCCGUGGUUCUAUUGGGUCAAAGUUUUUUUGGGAUUCGUUCCACUUUUAGCGAUACGAUACUGGUUUAAACACCGUGAUCAAAAUGAAUCUGAUGAAGAGAAAAAUACCUUUUCCUCUGAGGUCGACUUCUUCACCGAUGACGAGAGCUCCGAGGAGACCAGCACCCCCCGCGCACAGAACGGACCGCGCGCACAGGACGGACCGCGCGCACAAGACCGUCCGCGCGCACAGAACGGACCGCGCGCACAAGACCGACCGCGCGCACAGGACGGUCCGCGCGCACAGGUCAGUCCGCGCGCACAAGACCGUCCGGGCGCACAGGACGGUCCGCGCGCACAGGUCAGUCCGCGCGCACAAGACCGACCGCGCGCACAGGACGGUCCGCGCGCACAGGUCAGUCCGCGCGCACAAGACCGUCCGGGCGCACAGGACGGUCCGCGCGCACAGGACAGUCCGCGCGCACAGGACAGUCCGCGCGCACUGACGCAGGACCACAGCUCUGUGCGCAGAUACAGACCGCCUGAGCACCCCCUGACCUGUGAAUAUGACUCCACCUGGGACACUGACUCGGAUGACAGCGAGGAAAAAGUUCAAGAAGAAAGUGAGGAAAUGGUACAAGAGGAACAGAGUGAGAGGACCAACAGAUUUAACAAAGUCUCCAACAGACAGUCGAUCAACUUUGAGAGAUUUCAAGCAGCUGCCAGAGAUCUGCAGAACUACAGACGCGACUAUCCGAUCAAGCCUCGUCGGCAUUGGGGUUUUCAAGAAAGUAAAACUAAAGAUGAACACCCAAAUUUGGACUUCUACCUUGGAGCGCGGCCCUCUUCACCUGAUGGUUUAUUCAUAGGUGAUUUCCAUACUUUGUGGAGAGGAAGUUACGAUAUUUUGGAGUCUGUCCACAGCUAUAUUCAAUGGUUGUUUCCCUUACAAGAGCCAGGAGUAAAUCCUGAGGCCUUCACACUCACCAAAGAGGAAAUUGUGGAGUUUUGCCAAAAUGAAACAGCAAAAAAACACCUGCUUGAAUCAUACAAGCUCAUGUUGGAUUUCUACGGAAUUGAGCUGUGUGACGAGGAAACUGGAGAAGUGAAAAGAGCCCAGAACUGGAAAGAUCGAUUCACUAAUCUAAACAGAAAUACUCACAACAACCUGAGGAUCACCCGGAUUCUGAAGUGUUUGGGAACCUUGGGAUUCACUCACUACCAAGCUCCUCUGGUCCGUUUCUUCUUGGAGGAAACUCUGGUGAAUGGAGAACUUCAAAGAGUCAAGGACAGUGUACUAAACUACUUCCUCUUUACGGUGCGCGACAAGAAACAGCGAAGAAAUCUUCUUGAGUAUGCUUAUCGCAACUUUUACAAAAGGGAGGAAUUUUUUUGGUGUCCCAAAAAGAUCCAGAUGAAAUGGGAAAAACAAAAAAUGAAAACAGAUCCACCUUUGUGACCUAAUGAUGAAAAGUAGAUGAAUACAUUUGUGUGCAAAAAUCUUAGAUGUGACAUGAAAAAAUUCUCAAUGAGUAUAAUCCUUAUUAAAAACAAAUUGUCAGAUAUUUCUUAUUGAUCAGUGUAAUAUUUUUUUACCAAAAUGGUAAUUGUGCAUUCUAUGU
Periophthalmus magnuspinnatus is the source of this 1972-nucleotide messenger RNA. RefSeq names its product opioid growth factor receptor-like. Gene Ontology annotation, cellular component: membrane. Gene Ontology annotation, molecular function: opioid growth factor receptor activity. The record is from RefSeq and is a predicted model, not a curated record. The transcript is spliced from 8 exons. Bases 265 to 1809 code for a protein of 514 amino acids. NCBI's taxonomy places the organism in Eukaryota, Metazoa, Chordata, Actinopteri, Gobiiformes, Gobiidae.